ACAAAUAAUAAACCAAAAAACGCUCUUUAUCUUCGAUCAAUGACGUCCGAUUUGUACUAGCAUUUUCUUUUUGUUCACUAAUACCUCGUCGAUUCUCCCCAAGUUCGUCUCAAAUCCCGACACCGGCAUCUUUCAUCGAUCGACGAUCAAUCCACUGAUUGCUCUUAGAUAAGAUCGACGGAGAGAUGUCGUCGGUGUUCGGUAGGCUUUUUGGGAAGCCCAAGGAGCAGGCAGACGCUCUCUCUACCCUUGACAAGUUAAAUGAGACACUUGAGAUGCUAGAGAAAAAGGAGGGUGUUCUUUUGAAGAAGGCUGCUGGUGAAGUUGAAAAAGCUAAGGAGUUCACAAGAGCAAAGAACAAAAGAGCUGCGAUACAAUGUUUGAAGCGGAAGAGGCUUUAUGAACAGCAAGUUGAGCAGCUUGGGAAUUUCCAAUUGAGAAUUCAUGAUCAGAUGAUAAUGCUAGAAGGUGCAAAAGCUACAACGGAAACUGUUGACGCAUUGAGAACUGGAGCAGCUGCUAUGAAAGCUAUGCAGAAAGCAACGAACAUUGAUGAUGUCGACAAGACUAUGGAUGAAAUUAAUGAGCAGACAGAGAAUAUGAAACAGAUUCAGGAAGCGCUCUCUACUCCUAUUGGUGCAGCUGCUGAUUUUGAUGAAGAUGAGUUGGAAGCAGAACUUGAAGAAUUGGAAGGAGCAGAAUUAGAGGAACAACUUCUUCAGCCAGCUACAACUGCACCUGCUGCUCCAAUGCCCAACAUUCCAUCUGGUAGGCAACCAGUUCGUCCUGCUCCGCAGAAAAACACAACUGAAGAAGAUGAACUUGCUGCAUUGCAAGCAGAAAUGGCUCUGUAGUGAGGUCGAAUAUGCUUUGCCAAUGACGGUGCUUUGUAAAAACAAAUUUGAUGCGUUUCAUGGAGGGACCAAGCCUCUCCAUGUUGAUUUGAAAUUGUGUGAAUAUUUUUCCUGGUGCACUUUAUAUUGUUGGAAGAAAGAAAACAACCCCAUAGUAUCUUCUUAUUA
This is a messenger RNA of Asparagus officinalis (garden asparagus), 1022 nucleotides long. Its product is annotated as vacuolar protein sorting-associated protein 32 homolog 2-like. Gene Ontology annotation, cellular component: ESCRT III complex; cytoplasmic side of plasma membrane; multivesicular body. The record is from RefSeq and is a predicted model, not a curated record. NCBI's taxonomy places the organism in Eukaryota, Viridiplantae, Streptophyta, Magnoliopsida, Asparagales, Asparagaceae. Gene Ontology annotation, biological process: vesicle budding from membrane; late endosome to vacuole transport via multivesicular body sorting pathway. The transcript has 8 exons. The coding region runs from base 186 to 854 and encodes 222 amino acids.